Molecule: messenger RNA, 3401 nt
Organism: Peromyscus californicus insignis
Lineage: Eukaryota; Metazoa; Chordata; Mammalia; Rodentia; Cricetidae
Gene: Wbp2nl
Product: WBP2 N-terminal like
Exons: 7
Coding region: 513-1571 (352 amino acids)
Biological process (GO): positive regulation of DNA-templated transcription
Cellular component (GO): nucleus
Molecular function (GO): chromatin DNA binding; transcription coactivator activity
Source: RefSeq, a predicted model, not a curated record
UUUGGUUUUUCGAGACAGGGUUUCUCUGAGUAGCUUUGCGCCUUUCCUGGGACUCACUUGGUAGCCCAGGCUGGCCUCGAACUCACAGAGAUCCGCCUGGCUCUGCCUCCCGAGUGCUGGGAGGAAUGUAGACCCUUGAUCUGGAUUGGUUUACGGUAAUCUGGGCUGAGAUUUUAGGCUAAUGGAUGCUUUUUAACCCCCCAGCUCCUAGCAGGACCAAGGGGGGCCUGGCUGUAGGUCUACACAACGAAUUGUAGGAUAGAUCUACACACCCAUCCUUCAGCCCCUCCCCGCUCUAGGGGUGGAGCCAGUUCCACGGACAUGCCCCUCUCCCUCAUCAGGGCUCUCUGGCCCCUGACUCCAGCAGUUCCUCUUGUGACAGCUGUCCCCUCCACUCCAGGUUUCUGCGCCAUAAUCUCCGCCCUCUCCUCAGGGCCCCGCCCCCUGCUUUGUAGGCCCCGCCCCCUUCCCAUGUGAAGGGCGGGCGGUGGCGGGAGGGGACCAAGAGCAAGAUGGCGGUGAACCAGAACCAUUCGGAGGACCGCCGUGAGGCCCUCAUCCCUCAUGGCGAAAGUGUCUUGAAGAAGUCUCCAGAUGUGGACUUCUCCUUCCCUCAGUCACCGCCAGGCUCCAACUUCUUCAGUGGUACAAAAAGGGGGGUGCUCUUUCUCACCUCAUACCGGGUGAUUUUUGUGACCUCACGUUCACUCAACGACCCCAUGUUGUCUUUCAUGAUGCCAUUUCAUCUAAUGAGUAACUGCACUGUUGAACAGCCAGUCCUUGGAGCAAACUACAUUAAAGGGAUGAUCCAGGCAGCUCCAGAUGGUGGCUGGGAAGGAUCGGCUACUUUUAAAAUGAUCUUCAGGAAAGGAGGUGCCGUUGACUUUGCCCAGCUGAUGGCCAAAGCUGCCUAUGCUGCUGCCCAAGGAUUUCCACUCAUAGUUCCAAGUUUCUGGAUGCACCCUCUAGGAAUUUUUGUCAUAGCUGGGCAGAGGAGCAUGUGUGCCCCACAGGCAUUCCUCCUUGCCUCUGCCUCGCCUGGUGCUGGGGUUGGUAACAGUUUUUUUUCCUUUUUGCCAUUCCCAGUUGCCUAUGGAGUCCCCCCUUCGGGAUACGGAGCCCCACCUCCCAGUUAUAAUGUCCUGCCUCCUGGAUACGGAGCUAGGGGAUAUGGAUCCCCUCCUCCUGUAUAUGGAGCUACCCCUAUGGGCUAUGGAGUCCUGCCUCCUGGAUAUGAAGCCCCCACUAUGGAGUACGGAGUCCCACCUCCCAGAUACGAAGUCCCACCUCCCAGAUACGAGGUCCCACCUCCCAGAUACGAAACUGCAACUGUGGGAUCUGGAUCUCCACCUCCUAGAUAUGAAGCCCCACCUAUGGGUCAUGAGACUCCUCCUUCAGGACAUAGGUUCAUACCUCCUAUAUCCAGUGCCUCACCUGCAGCACACCAAGCUCCACCUGCUGGGUCUGAAGCAGGGCAUCCCACUUCUGUGGCAGCCCAGACUCCUGGAUUCCAGGCAUCUUUUCCCUCUACCUCAUCUUCACAAGCACAUUCUCCCUCUUCUAAGAUGUAAACCUUGAAGUUCACCAAGCAAAACUGCACCUUAGCAUCGAUGUCAAGAAAGAACAUUUAGGUGUAUGAUCCCAGACCCAUCCUAGGUAGUUGAUCCCCCACCUUGGAAGUUCAGUCAUAGGGCAGACCUAAGCUUGAUCUCCAUGUCGAGAUUUUAGAAGCAGUGUCAACUCUUGAUUAGCUGGAUAAAGGAGGAAUAGCUCCAGAGGGCUAAUUCCCUAAUGACUUGGUUGGCAUUGGAUGCAUUUUAAAACAUACCUUGAUGUGAGCUUGCAAAAAAGCCUCCUGCCUUUCUCCUCAUCUGCAUUAGAAAAUCUUUAUAAUGCUCUAUUUGCUAGAUACUAAGAUCUGCUAAAAUGUCAUGUUGAGAGCUGAACCUGGUUGUGCAGGCCUCUAACACCAGCUGCCAUAGAGGAUGACACAAAGGAUGGCAAGUUCAGGACUUGCCUGGACUGCAGAGUCAAUGCCAGCCUGGGCACCCUAGUGAGAGCUUGUCUCAAAGACUAUAAAAAGGGCUAGGGAUAGAGCUCAGUUGUAGUGUGCUUACCUAGUAUGCUGAUGGUCCUAGGUUUAAUCCCCAGUACCAAAAUUAAUUGAUUAAUUGAAAUUGCAGGUGCCAGGCAUGGAUGCACAUGCCUGUAAUCCCAGCACUUGAGAGGAAGAGGCAGGAGGUUCAGAAGUUCAAGAUCAUCUCUGGCUAUGUAGGGAGUUAAAUAUCAGCCUGGGUGGGCUACAUUAGAACCUGUCUCAAAAACAAAAUCAAAGCAUCACAUUGGACACAGUUGUUUCUUAGAGUAUUCUUUAUAUUAGAGACAAAUUGGAACAACCUUAAUUUCUGGUGAGAGGGGGGUCUUAUAAAUUAUAGCAUAUACAUACACUAGAAGAGUAUGUAGAUGUUAUAGAGAAGGCAGCCUUUAAGACCAAAACAAAGCAAUAAGGGAAAAAGAUCACAGGUCCAAAGCAGCAUACUAGGAGGGAGUAGUUUCUUACAUGUGUAUUAAAACUUUUAAGUCUACAGUCAGAAUAUGCAAAGAGCUAGGAAAAGAAGCAGGGAUCAGGGGAGACGGCUCAGUUGCUUACCUGCUUGUCACAAGCAUGGGGGCCUGCCGUUGAUCAUUAGUACUUAUAAGAAGCAUACCCCUGUAACUGCAGUUCUGGGGGUGCAGAGACAAGAUCCUUGUGGCUUGCUGGCCAGCAAUCAGGCUGAAUCUGUGAGCCCCUGGGUCAGAGACCUUAUUUCAAAUAAGGUGGAGCGCAAUUGGGGAAUACACCCAACAUUGACCUCUGACCCUUCAUGCCCAUGCACAAAUAGGCGUGCACAUCUGUACACACAAUUUUUUAACUUUAAAAGGAAAGAAAUGUAUAAAACAUGAAUUACCAGUUACCAACUGAAGAAUAACUGUGUCAUAAAAUUUAUGACAAAAUACUUAAAAGGAUGUGCAAUUCGAGUAGUAGUAGGGAGAGUUUCCAAACAUUGAAUGGGUUUGUCCUGCACUGCUGAGGAUUGAACUCAGGGUCGUGCGCACACCAGCAACUGCUCUACCCCUGAGAUGCCUUCUCCACCUCAUUAGAGAUCUACCUGCCUCUGCCUCCUGAGUGCUGGAAUUAAAGACGUGUGCCACCACUGACUGGCUCUACAGCUAGAUCUUGUGGAGGCAUUUUCUCAGUUGAGGUUCCCUCCUUUCAGAUAACUAGCUUGUGUCAAGUUGACUUAAAACUAUCUAGCACAACACAGUGAGACCCUGUUUGUCUUAGUUACUUUUCUAUUGUUGCAAUAAAACACCAUGGCCAAGGCAAUCUAUUAAAAAAGACUUAACUUUUGGGACUUCCA